CUCCACUGUCCACUCGGGUUUCGCGGGAGUUGGCUUUGCUUCUAAACAGGAGGGCAGACAUUGUUGACCCGCGUGUGUGGUUGUUUCAUGACUUUUUCAGGCCUACAGCAGCAACGUGUUCAGAAUGAAGAGGACGUUGUCUGAGAGGAGCAGCUGUAGAAGCCAGAAAAGAAGCUACAGCAUGGAUCAGGAGGAACUAGAUUAUCCUCAGAUUAAAAUAGAAGUUGAGGAUUCAGAAACUCUACAGAUUAAAGUGGAACAUGAGGAUCCAGAAACCAGGGACGUUGAAGUUGAUGAGGAGGAAACAGAAAUGCCACAAGUUAAAGAGGAAGACGAGGAAGUAGACUUUCUACAAGUCAAGGAGGAAGAGGAGGAACUACUAAUUCCACAAGUUAAACAGGAGGAGGAGGGACUAGAAAUUCCACAAGUUGAAGAAGAGGGGGAACGAAGAUUUCCUCUUGUGAAAACUGAAGCGAACGAUCCAGGACGUCCUCAAAUCAAAGAUGAAGAGGACAUCUUCGCCUGUGAGGACAGAAGGCCACUCGCACUGAAGCAGGAGACUGAUGACUUUCUUCAAAUGCAGAGACAAGAAAUAUCUGACUAUGAUGCUGUGCACCUUGAUGAACUGGAAGCCGCAAUCCUGCUCCCUUCUUCGAAAAAUCCCAAAAUGGCGGAACCCAUUGAUAAGCGAGACCAGCGCACUAGCAUCAGAUGUUGUUUUUUACUGGGAAAAACGGCAACAGAAACACUCACCAUGAUCCAGACCGCGUACAAAGAUGAGGCUCUGGGGAGAUCACAGGUCUUCGAGUGGUAUGGGCGCUUUAAGAGUGGUCAGAUGUCCAUCGAAGACUCGCCCCGCUCCGGCCGACCCUCCACCUCCCGCACAGAGGAAAAUGUCCGCAAAAUCGAAGCUGUGGUCAUGGCCGAUCGACGCAGGACCAUCGACGAGAUCGAGCAUUUGACGGGGAUCUCCUGGAGCUCCUGCCAGAGGAUCCUUCGUGAGGAUUUGGGCUUGAGGCGGGUCGCUGCCAAAAUGGUCCCGCGCUUCUUAACCACGGAGCAGAAACAGGCUCGCGUGGACAUGUGCCAGGAGCUGAAAAGGCAGCUGGAGGAUGAUGGAGGGCUGUUUGAGAAGAUCAUCACCGGAGACGAGAUAUGGUGCUAUGGUUAUGAUCCGGAGACCAAGCAGCAGUCCACCCAACGGCGCCAUCAGGGACCACCACGGCCGAAGAAAGCGCGUCAGGUCAGAUCAGCGAUCAAGACCAUGCUGAUCUGCUUUUUCGACAUCAAAGGGAUGGUCCACAGCGAGUUUGUGCCGCCGGGGCAAACCGUCAACCAGGACUUUUACCUGGAAGUGCUGCGGCGGCUCCAGGAGGCGGUCAGGCUGAAGCGGCCGGCGCUGUGGGAGAGCGGGGACUGGUGGCUCCAUCAUGACAACGCGCCAGCGCACAGGGCUCUGCGCGUAAAACAGUUCCUGAUGAAAAACGGCAUGGCCCUGCUGCCCCAUCCGCUCUAUUCCCCCGAUUUAGCCCCGUGCGACUUCUUUCUAUUCCCAAGAAUGAAAAAGGCACUGAAGGGCCGGAGAUUUGAUGACGUGGAAGAGGUGCAAAAAAAAUCGAAGCAAGCUCUGAAAAGGAUCUUUACGCGCGAGUAUGCCGACUGUUUUGAGCAAUGGAAAUCCCGGCUGCAGCGCUGUAUUCAAGCCGAAGGAGAGUACUUUGAAGGUGACAGUUUUGAUUAAAUGUGAAAAUAAAAAAAUAAGAAGUUAUAACCACUGUCCUGUUUCUUUUGGGUCCCCCCUCGUAUAAAUAAGCAUUUUAUCCUGGCGAAACCCGGAAGUCGCCUUGUCUUAGCACGGUCCGGGUCCUGAUCCGCCAAUGAAAUUUCGAGGUGAGGAGGGGCGGGCUUAGCACAGGCAAAGCCAGCCCCCAGCUUCCUCUACACAGAGCGUACGCGCGUGCUCAGAAUCAGAGUAGCAUUUAUUGUCAUUAUACAAAAAUUACAACGAAAUUUGGAGAGCUUCUCCUUCAGUGCAAAUAUAAUACAUUAAAAAAGAGCAUAAAUAAUACAUUAAAAAAAAAGUAACAGCAGCCUCAGUGGCAGGCAUAAAUAUCAUAGCAUGAGUGACCAGGUCGUUGUAAAUCCGACUUCAGGGUGGUGAUGGCUCUCGGGAAGGAGCUCUUUUUCAGUCUGUUUGUUUUAGUUUUAAUUCACCUGGAGCAACAGGUCAAACAGCUGGGCACCGGGGUGUGAACUGUCCUUAAUUACCCCUUUUGACCAAACUGGUUCCUGGGCCAAAUCGGAGCUAGCCCCAACUUUUGAACGGUUUUUUUUUUUUUUGUGUUCGCGCCAACCGCGGCCCUGGCUCUGGCUCCAAAAAACUUGGCUUUUGAGGCACCGCUUUGGAGGUAGGCCAGAUCAGGCCGACGGAUCAACUACGUCAGGCCCUGGGGUCACAUCUCCUCCGGCAAAACAUUUUUUAUCAGAAAGCUACGGCGGAGCAGCAUUUAAUUUAUUUUAAUUUAGCCAAGAAAUUGGUUUUAAGAAUAAGCGGUGGUCUGAUGAGGAGACCCGGGGCCUCCUGGUGCUGUGGUCUGCAGCAGAAGUUCAGGAGAAACUCGGCGGAGCGGCGCAGACCUCCUGUGAAGCGGCUCCUGCACGACUCCGUAUCCUGGUAAGUUUCAUUCAUAAAGCACCGAGCUGUUAGCCUGCUGUGAAUCUGAAGCCAGAACUGAUCCAAACUCUGAAACGCAAUAAUUUGUGUUGAUUCUGUUUCAUAGAGCUGUUGGGUCGCAGUUCACCGGGGCGUCGCCGCAGCUCAUCAGCCUUGUUAAGCUCGCCGGUACCGUUCAGCAGUUUAUAAAGGCUACUGUUACUGUAAUUAAAUUAAGGCCGCCUCGAUUUAUUUUUGAUUUUAUGGCUGUAGAUUUGUCCAAAAAAAUUGCAAAAUAGUGAGUAAUUCUACCCCUUUUUUACAAUAUAAGUUCAACUUUCAGGUUUUCGCAGUUACUCAAUAUUGGUGUGUGGUUUUGAUUGUGUAAUAAAAGUUUAAUUCCAGCAAUUUCUAGUUAAUUUAUUUCCAUGUCAUAAAAAUAUUGUUCAGUGAUAAUGGGUAUGAAAAAUGAACGACAAAGAAUUUAGAAUGCAAUUUUUUUUACAGAAAAAUUGCGAAACAAGAAAUUACAAUAAUGUGCACACACACAAAAAAAAAUCAAAUCAAACAAAUAUAUACAAAAAGUGUCCAUAGCAUGUUUUGAUGUUACACCAUGCGGUUCUGCCAGGGGACACUUCCCUCUGCAGAGUUAAAAAAGGCACUGAAUUUCUCCCGAACUUCAUAGGCCUCUCUUCUUCCAUGGUUUCCGCCCAUCAGCAAGGUGUUCCCUUCUUUCCUCUGCAUCCCUCAACCACCUCUGGUUAUCUAAAGGGUUGCAGAGGACUUUGUGUAGGAUGCAGGCAACACAACGUCAACAGUUUCAGGCUUUCAGUUGAUUCUAGUGUAGAACACCUGCCACCUUGCUGCUAGGAUGCCGAAUGCAGGAGGAAUCUGAGGAAAUAUGGAAAAAAAAAGUUAUAGAAACUCCUAAAUAAUAGGUUUUAAUAACAUGAAUAGGCUGUACAAUGCUUUUUUAAAAUUUAAUUGUGUGUAACUAAGUUUGUUUCUGUGUCACAGCUGAUGAAUGUAAGAAGAGGUGGAAACAGUCAAGGGAUGCUUAUGUGACGCACAAGAGCAAAGAAACUCCGAGCGGAUCUGCUGGUGGCAGCCAGAAAGAGUGGAGAUCACCACAUCGCCUCUCCUUCAUAGAUCCAUACUUGCAGCCCAGAAGCACAAGCAGUACUCUCCAGCCAGAGGGGCAGGGAAGAAAGAGGCGGCAGGGCCGGGAAUCCUCUUCAUUCGCUGUGUCAGUGGAGCAGCAGCUCUUUGAAAUAGUGACAGCAGAAAAAGUGAGCCCUCCCCUCCGUGUCCCCACCCGUGAGGAGGCCAUGUGUUACUACUUACAUAGUUUCAUCCCAAGGGUAAAUGCUUUGCCACUUGCCCUUCAAAAUCAAUUUCAAAUUGAACUGCUCCACCUGAUACAAAGUUUGGAGGAAGAGGCAAAGUCUUUACAACCCCGACCAACUUCAGGCACCUGGCAGCAGCAGAGAACCCAACAAACUGAGCCACCUUUUCAGGGAUAGACACCAACCUCAAGGGGGCCAGCUCAAACAAAGCCUGCCUGAGCACUCAAUCACUCUUCCCUGCCUACCCCCUGCCCCAGCAACCCCCCAACCCCCUGCCCCAGCACCACCAUCCCCCGACAGAAGAACAAGCCCAGUCACAACAUGGAGGUGUGAGGAGGCCAUCUUAUCUGCAGCAGCUGGAAGACCCCACAGCUCCUCCCUCAUACAGAAAUCUGUGACUGAUGCUGUUUAGUGCCUGUAAUUGUUUAGUUUAAGGUUUGCCGUGUGAAAGAAAUAUUUUUGGUUUACUUAGCUUUAGGUUAGUUUUGCCAUAAUAUAUUUAUAUUUGCUGUAUUUAUAUUAUUUUUGUUUUAAUGUUUGUGAAAUCAAACAUUUAAAAUAAAUAUUACAAAACCAUCUGCUCUGUGUUAUUUUGUUUUGUACGUGUGGAUCACUGGGGUAAUAAUAUAUUAAAAAUAAUAAUUAUGAUGUUAAUUACCUCAGUGUAGCAACAAGACGCUGUUGCGGAUUGAUGGCCUCUCGGAAGUUUGUGGUCAUUCUUGUAAUAUCAGCUCCAAUAAUGGACAGCAGUUCUUCCAUCUUUGCAGCGUUCAUCCUUAAAUACUGGAGAUGGCGGGCACUGUCAUGAUGAUGGAAAACACCAUGCUGCUUUCUUUUUAGAUUUAUAGGAUGAACCCACAAUCUCCUUCUUUGUCGUCGGAGCCUGUGCAGCAACAAGUAGAGAGCCAGAACUCUCCUUCUCUCCACAACAGCACGCACUAGGGAACAUGAGGAGAAAAUACCACAUUUUUACUUAUUUUUACAUAAUUGUAGCCUACAAAAUCAGACAGAUUAGUCCGUUUAUACACUUAUUUAUGACAGAGCCAAUAGCCUAGAGCUAAGGUUACAUAAAAACAGUGGUGUAAACAAUCUCUCCAAUUCAUUCGGUGUUUAUAACCCCUAUAGAAUCAUUAAAAACACACGCGCAAUACAUGUACAGACUUAAAAAAGGGUCAUUAUGUUAUGACGUUAUAAAACCGAUUCUAAAUAUUGACUUACCCAUGUUUAAAAUGCUCUUUAAAUGUGAAAAGCGAGAGCAGACGGAUCCAUCCGAGUACAGUCGAUGUGUGACCAGCGCGGAGAGCGCAGGCAGCGGAUACGCCUCCAAUACGAACAGCCAAGCGCCUGCAUGGAGAUGUUCGCGGCGCGUGUGGCGCUUCCGCGUCCAGUGCGUUCCUGGCGUUAGUCAAUGCGGCCUCGAGCAUGCAUUUACACUCUGUGUAGAGGAAGCUGGGGGCU
This is a messenger RNA of Salarias fasciatus (jewelled blenny), 5457 nucleotides long. RefSeq names its product zinc finger protein 883. Gene Ontology annotation, biological process: regulation of transcription by RNA polymerase II. The record is from RefSeq and is a predicted model, not a curated record. Bases 125 to 1741 code for a protein of 538 amino acids. Gene Ontology annotation, cellular component: nucleus; transcription regulator complex. NCBI's taxonomy places the organism in Eukaryota, Metazoa, Chordata, Actinopteri, Blenniiformes, Blenniidae. The transcript has 5 exons. Gene Ontology annotation, molecular function: DNA-binding transcription factor activity; RNA polymerase II cis-regulatory region sequence-specific DNA binding.